AUGAACGAAAAUGAGGAUGAAAUUUCGACAUUCUGUGAUUCGGCAGCCUCCUUGGUGGAAGGAUGUCGUUUACCAGUUCGUAUGCAGGGUGGCGAUGACUGGCCCCUCGCAGAAAUCAUAAGUAUCAAAGAAGUCCGAGGAGAAAGAGAAUAUUAUGUUCAUUACGUAGAUUUUAAUAAGCGUCUUGACGAGUGGGUUGGAGAAUCAUGGCUGGACACAAGAAAGGUGCAGUUCCCAAGACGAGAUGGGGCACCAACUGGAGGCACUACUACACCAAAGAAAACUCACAUUGGAUCUGGAGGUGGCGUCAUGCCUAAUUUUAUUAAUGAUAGUGUCUGCAGUGUUAGCGAAAAUCAGAAAUCCCUUAGCAAUACACCUAGAGAAAAUAAUGUGAAUGUGAAUCAUCAAACAACACCAAAAUUGCCUGAGAAAAUUAUUCAUAAUGCACUCAAUGGUUCCAUACAAAAAUCCAUCCCUGGUACCCCAGGUGAGCCUCGACAGUUAAUAUCUCGUCCAGCGAGUCCCACACUCGUCAACGACUCGUCCUCGCUUGUUAAUGGCGGAGCAGUUCUAGCCGCUGCACUACAGAAGAAAAUAAAUAGGAAAAGAAAAGCAAACUCUUUAGAGAAUAAUGAUUCGUCAACUCCUCAAACCGAAGCCCCGGAGUUGUUAGAUGGGGACGUAGCAAGCGGCACGGCCACGCCCACGGCCAGGCCGCGCACGUCCGGCAGUCUGGUGGCGCAUGGACACGAUGAUUUAGUUACCAGGAUGAAGAACAUCGAAAUGAUAGAACUAGGCCGACAUAGAAUACGCCCAUGGUAUUUUGCACCAUACCCACAGGAAAUGGUAACCUUACCGUGCAUAUAUAUUUGCGAGUUUUGCCUAAAAUACAGAAAAAGUAAAAAGUGUCUAGAAAGACAUUUGAUAAAAUGCAAACUCAAACAUCCUCCAGGCAACGAAAUAUAUAGAAAGGGAAGUAUAUCAUUCUUCGAAAUAGAUGGAAGGAAGAAUAAAUGUUAUGCUCAGAACUUGUGUCUGCUCGCCAAACUGUUUUUAGACCACAAGACUUUGUACUACGACACGGAUCCGUUUUUGUUUUAUGUUAUGACUGAAAUUGAUCAAAGAGGUUUUCACAUAGUGGGUUAUUUUUCAAAAGAAAAAGAAAGCACAGAAGACUACAAUGUAGCAUGUAUAUUGACUUUACCUCCAUACCAAAGAAAAGGAUAUGGAAAACUGCUUAUGGAAUUAAGUUAUGAAUUGUCGAAGUUUGAAGGAAAAACGGGCUCUCCGGAGAAGCCUUUAUCGGAUCUGGGCUUGCUUUCCUACCGAAGUUACUGGGCUCAAACUAUUCUAGAGAUACUCAUAAACAUCAAGCCCAUGGUCGAUAAUGAAAAACCUGUCAUCACUAUAAAUGAAAUAUGUGAAUUAACUAGCAUUAAAAAGGAGGAUGUUAUAAGUACACUGCAAAAUUUGAACCUCAUCAAUUAUUAUAAGGGACAGUAUAUAAUAUCUGUCAACCAGGAUACAAUUCAGCAACACGAAAAGGCAAUGAAUAAGAAACUAAUAAGAAUCGAUCCUAAAUGUCUACACUGGACGCCUAAGGACUGGUCAAAGCGCGCGAAAUGUGUU
This is a messenger RNA of Brenthis ino (lesser marbled fritillary), 1629 nucleotides long. Lineage: Eukaryota; Metazoa; Arthropoda; Insecta; Lepidoptera; Nymphalidae. The record is from the annotation of a GenBank genome assembly.